GCGGCCGCUCUGGGCCCGGCGCCUCGCUGGUGCUGACGGCGCGGCCUGAGCGGGAGCGGCGGCCGGAGCGGCGGCGGCGUCAGCGGCGGGCUCGGUGUCACGGCGGCUCUGCCCCUUCCCCGCCGCGCCAUGCCCACCGUGGAGGAGCUCUACCGCAACUACGGCAUCCUGGCGGACGCCACCGAGACGGCGGGCCAGCAUAAGGAUGCAUACCAAGUGAUCUUGGAUGGUGUGAAAGGAGGUGCCAAGGAGAAGAGACUUGCAGCUCAGUUUAUUCCUAAGUUCUUCAAGCAUUUUCCUGAGCUAGCUGACUCAGCUAUCAAUGCCCAGUUGGACCUCUGCGAGGAUGAAGAUGUUUCUAUUCGACGACAAGCAAUCAAGGAAUUGCCUCAAUUUGCCACUGGAGAUAAUCUUCCUCGGGUAGCAGACAUACUGACCCAGCUUCUACAGUCAGAUGAUUCUGCAGAAUUCAAUUUGGUGAACAAUGCUUUGCUCAGUAUAUUUAAGAUGGAUGCUAAAGGAACUUUGGGAGGCUUAUUCAGUCAAAUUCUUCAGGGAGAGGAUAUUGUGAGAGAAAGAGCCAUUAAGUUCCUUUCUACAAAACUGAAAACAUUGCCUGAGGAGGUGAUGACAAAGGAGGUGGAAGAGUUCAUAUUGACUGAAUCAAAGAAGGUUCUGGAAGAUGUGACAGGCGAGGAAUUUAAUCUGUUCAUGAAAAUAUUGUCUGGAUUAAAAAGCUUACAGACAGUAAGUGGGAGGCAACAGCUAGUGGAGCUGGUAGCCGAACAAGCUGACCUGGAACAAACAUUCAAUCCAUCUGAUCCAGACUGUGUGGACAGACUUCAGCAGUGUACUCGGCAGGCAGUGCCACUCUUCUCAAAAAAUGUUCAUUCCACAAAAUUUGUUACUUACUUCUGUGAGCAUGUUCUGCCAAACCUCAGUUCUUUGACUACUUCAGUGGAGGGUCUUGAUAUCCAAUUAGAGGUUUUAAAGCUUCUUGCUGAAAUGAGUUCUUUUUGUGGUGAUAUGGAAAAGCUUGAAUCAAAUUUGAAGAAGCUGUUUGACAAACUACUGGAGUAUAUGCCCCUUCCUCCAGAGGAAGCAGAGAACGGGGAAAAUGCUGGCAACGAAGAGCCCAAGUUGCAAUUCAGUCAUGUGGAGUGUUUAUUGUAUAGUUUCCAUCAGCUAGGUCGUAAGCUUCCAGACUUCCUCACAGCCAAGCUGAAUGCAGAGAAAUUGAAAGACUUUAAAAUCAGGCUACAAUAUUUUGCUCGAGGGUUGCAGGUUUAUAUUCGGCAGCUUCGUCUGGCACUUCAAGGAAAAACAGGAGAAGCCUUGAAAACAGAGGAGAACAAGAUUAAAGUGGUUGCCUUGAAAAUAACCAAUAACAUUAAUGUUUUAAUCAAGGAUCUCUUCCACAUUCCUCCGUCUUACAAAAGUACAAUUACACUGUCCUGGAAACCAGUACAGAAGGCAGAUGCAAGUCAAAAAAGAGCAAGUGAAGAUACAACCUCAAGUUCACCCCCAAAGAAAGCUUCAGCAGGACCAAAAAGGGAUGCCAGGCAAAUAUAUAAUCCUCCUAGUGGAAAAUACAGCAGUAAUCUGGGUAGUUUUUCUUACGAGCAAAGAGGUGGUUUCCGGGGUGGACGAGGAAGAGGCUGGGGAGGACGUGGCAAUCGUAGCCGAGGAAGAAUCUACUGAGAAGACUGCUAAAUCUUCCAUGCCCCUGAAGGGCUGAAGUGAGAGUGCUACUCAGCAAAUGUUUGCUUGGAGCAUUGUUUUCUUCAAGGACUGCCUUCCACUAAGACUGAUUUAAAUGUUCUUUAUACCUUUGUAUGUAUGAUCUACUUUUCUAACGGACUACAACUUGUCCAUAGUGAAACUACAGCUGUAUUUUUGGAUGCUUACAGUCAGCAGUUUUGGGUUCUUAAUUUUGAAGUGUCUUCAGGAUUCAAAAUUGGAAAAGAGCGUAGAUGUUUCAUCAAAAGCUGCAUCUUGACAGUUUGUAUAUUAACCUAAAAGUCAGCUACUGCGUAACUGAAACUGUAUAAUUGAGUUUAUGUAUUAAGUAAUGGACAGGAAAGGCAUGACAACAGAGAUACGUGUCAGAUUAGCUUAGCAGCUGAAGUAAUCCUUUCCUCAUUUGUAACCGUAUUUUGCAAUAUGUGGAGAAGAGUACCACUGUUAAAUUUGCUUUGAUUUGCAUUUUUAAUUAAAUUGAAUGAGAUACAUGCUGGUUUUUUAAAGUUUGCAAUGUGGCUAGAAAUCUGUUUUGCUUGUAGCAUGAUGCAGUCCUCUUACUUAGAGAUGUGGAGAAAGUGGCGUUUUUUGGUUUGCACAUCUUACUCUUCUCCGUGCAUUGUAAUACAAAAGUGAUGUUUUGCAAAUUAAUUUUUAAUGUUUAAUAUGAAUAUGUGCUUAUAGUUAUGCUGUGAAAGCUCAGUAAAUGAACAGCGAAAAAACAAAACAAUAAACGACUAGAAUUAUUCCAGGAA
Messenger RNA from Corapipo altera (White-ruffed manakin), 2495 nucleotides. RefSeq names its product apoptosis inhibitor 5 (gene API5). The coding region runs from base 130 to 1701 and encodes 523 amino acids. Gene Ontology annotation, biological process: negative regulation of apoptotic process. Gene Ontology annotation, molecular function: RNA binding. Lineage: Eukaryota; Metazoa; Chordata; Aves; Passeriformes; Pipridae. The record is from RefSeq and is a predicted model, not a curated record. Gene Ontology annotation, cellular component: nucleus. The transcript has 14 exons.